AGGGGUGACUGGGGCUCAAGCAGAUGGGGCGUGGCGAUGGGGGGCGCCAGUGACUGGAGCGCGAGGCGAUGAGGAGUCACGGGGAAGGGUGACUGUGGCGGAGCCCAGGGGCCUCCCAGAUGCCUGGAGCAGAAGGAAGGUGCUGGUGGCGGGCCUCGCCCUGGACCAGAGCUGAGGACAAAGCACUGAAGAAAGGCUGGCUCCAAACCCCACAUGCAUCCGCGCUGGAGGCCCGCCCGGGCCCAGAUCUGUGGCGGGCAGCGACAGGGCAUGAGGUCAAGUUCUGUCUAGCUGCACGGUGUCCUUUCAUGCAGGGCACCGGGGACACCUUUCCAAGUGAAGUGGGUCAAGCCAUGGCGUCAGAAUCCCAGUAGCCCUCCGCCAAGUCCCCCUCACGUGGGUGCCUCGUCCCUGGCAAUCGCACAUCUAGGGAAGUGCGCACAGCCGUCACCAGGAAACGCUGGGGCCAGGGUGCCGCUGUCCAACUCGCUGUCUCACGUGUGGUUCUUUGGUGUCUUUCUGGGAGGCUCAGAGGCUCUUAAGUUUCUCUGCGACGCAACCCUCCUAAGAGUGUUGCCUGCAAAGGGCCUGAAUUCUUCAUUUGUCCCUUCAUGUGUCCGGAGUUCAAAAAGGGAUCCUGAGAGCCGACACCUAGACAGUUCCUCGGCGCGCUUUGCUAAGCGGACCCGCCGUGCAAGGACCGGCUCAGAGAGGCCCGGUGCGCAGGGGCCGGGCGAGGGGAGGUCCCGGCCAGUGAUGAGUGGCCGCGUGCCGCUGGCGGAGAAAGCCCUGUCUGAAAGCUACGCCCGGCUCCGGUACCGGGACACCUCCCUGCUCAUCUGGCAGCAGCAGCAGCGCAAGCUGGAAUCGGUGCCCCCCGGGACCUACCUGAGCAGGAGCCGGAGCAUGUGGUACUCGCAGUACGGAAACGAGGCCAUCCUGGUGCGGGACAGAAACAAGCUUGAAGUCUCCCGGGACACGGGCCAGUCCAAGUUCUGUGCGAUCAUGUAACGCGAGCCUGGAAACCGGGGCCCAGGCACCAGGCCAAGGGGAGGAACGGGCCACGCUCAGCGGCCUUGGUGACUUCCGGUCCUUCCUGGGAGACUCUGGAUAGUGAGCGUGAAGAUCCAGCCGCGCUGGCAGAACCCGAGCCCGGCAGUGGCGCCCAAGCCCUCUCCCACGGUACCGAGGGCCUGGCGGACCUGGCCUCCGGCCCGGACCAGGCCAGGGCGCACGGGCAGGUCCUGCUUUUCUCUGAUGCUUCCAGAAUGAACCAAGCAAGAAGGGCUCCCUGGCCACAAAGAGCCUUUUCAAAGGUUUCUAGGCUGUUUUCAGUAUUCCCUUCUGCCUUGUCUGGAGACAGAGCUAGGAGAAGCUCGGGGAGUCAGCGUCACACACGGGCCGGCGGCACCUGCAGGGGGAGCUGGGUGCAGUCGGCGGCGGCGGCACCGCGACAACGACUCUCUUGCACUGCGCGUCCAGGUACAAGAUGGCCAUCCCAUGCCAGGCGCCGUGGCAGCUUCCACACCGGCUGCCGAGUACCUCCCGGCACAGGCCGGAAGCCCGGAAUGACUGGUCAGCUCCGCCCCGGCCGCCGCGUAGUACGGAGAGGUCACACGUGAUCACGUGGCCGGAAGAGGCUGUAGGCUUCUCGCAUCGCGUCACCUCUGCGGGGCCGGUGCGUGCCACUCGCAGGCGGGCUGUGUUUGUGAGGCAUUUUCAAAGGAUUUGCUGUCUGCUGUGACUGAAAUCCGUGAGGCUAUGCACAUGGGGAGCUUUUGUCAAGACUAGUUUUUCUAAAUAAAUAUCCUUUGGGACACUCCUUC
Suricata suricatta (meerkat) is the source of this 1826-nucleotide messenger RNA. It is a transcript of the gene BRD3OS, whose product is annotated as BRD3 opposite strand. The transcript is spliced from 3 exons. Lineage: Eukaryota; Metazoa; Chordata; Mammalia; Carnivora; Herpestidae. Bases 757 to 1011 code for a protein of 84 amino acids. The record is from RefSeq and is a predicted model, not a curated record.